ACCGAAAGCUGUACCUGCUUUCCCCCCCUUCUCCAACCCUCACAACGAUCUCCCUCUCUCCCAGGAAGAGAAGGGAAAGGACAAAAAAAAAAGCCACAAGCCCAACGGUACCUGCCUGCACGCCCUCAAGAUGUUUAUGCUCAGAGGUGUGGGCAAGUACAUCUUUGGUGACUCCACGAAACAAGAUAUCAUCCAGCUCGAUCAAGGCCUACUCUAUAUAGUCCGUCCAAACUCGGUUAAGGGCUACAGCGAAUGCAUGUAAGCAGCGUACUAACAGAAUCUGCAUCCUACAGCCGCGAACCCGAUGCUGACCAUUCAUCCAGCUUUAAGGAUGCAGCAGCUACCAUUCGGAGAACCUCGACCCAUUACCAUUACCAGCUUGUUAUCCAGAGAGCUUACGAAGAAGGCGAGGAAGAGCUUGUUGAUGAUGCCGAAGAUGUUGACGAUACAAAGGAUGAGAAAACUUUCCUGUUGGAUGAGAGCCUGCACCUGCGAUCUACAAUCAGGGACGGCCAAGCUGUGUUUGCAUGGAGAGAUCUCAGCGGGGUGAGUUCUCCAAUCUAUUGUUGUUACCCCACAACCCCUCGAUCGACUAACUCGCCGUAAGGACCCCGGUGAUCUUUACGAGUUUAUCUGUGACCCCAGUGCACAACCUAGCUCCGUGCAUAUGUUCGAGCUUGUAGCUAUCCAGUGCCAGUUUGAGAGAAGGUACAAAAGGAGCCAUGAGACGGCUACCGAACAGGAAUUGCAUCAGUUCUCUUUCUCGUGAGUCACCGGGCCCCCUAUCACAUCGAGUGCACCGAGCGAUCGUUGACCUAUGCACCGCAGUGAUGCACCGAUUCCUUCGGCCUCCUCCACCGCCGUUUCUCCUACUGCCCAGGUCAGGAAGGCUCCCGAAACUCCCGCGAGGAGGAGUAGGAAGCAACUGCCCGCCUUGGCGCCCACCGUUGCCCCAAACGCGAUGCCUGCUCCUGAAAUUCAGGAGAUACUUACCCGUGAAACUGCGGAAUUACAUUUGUUCGAUGUAUCCACCGGAACCUUUGUGUUGCAAGAGCAAAAGGUCACUGCGACUGUGAGCGAGGUUGGGCAAUGGCAAUGUAGAUUCCCCUUUAAUGACUUUGAUCGUCGAGUUCUGACACCACUCUGUAGACUGGCUCGACAUCGAAGGCCAAAAUAAAGUCUGGCUUGGUCAGCCCGUGAUCGCCGACAUUAAUCCUGUCUUCAAUUUCGAGUAUCUCUCCUUCAUCUUCAAUCACCACACGGAUGAUGGCUCCUAUUCCUGGCUCCUGCGCUUUAAGGAUAUGGAGACCGAAGAGAACUUUCAGGAAGGUCUAAUGCGUGCCCUUUGGGAACAGCUAAAUGAGCAAAAAUGGAUCAAAGCCAAGGACCAAGAGCGUGAAUAUGUUCUCGAGGCCUUCCAAGAUAUCACCAUGGAAGACGCCCCGGAAGGGGAAGAGGAGGAGGAGGAAUUCGAGGACGUCGAAGAACAUCUUGACAACCAGAGCGAAGAGUAUGACACCGACGAGGAAGAGGACGACACUCACGUCAAGGGAAAACAGAGCGAUGGCAAGGAAAAUAGUCAAUUGGCCGUUGGAUACAAGCACGACAGAAGCUUCGUCGUUAGAGGUAGUAAGAUUGGCGUCUUCAAGCACACCGCCAACAACGAAUUGGAGUUUCAGACCAACAUCAGCAAAGUCCAAACUCCGAAGGGAAAGCUAUUUGAGCCCAAAAAGGUUUGUAAUCUACUUGGGCUUAAAAAAAGAAAACAAAAAGACUCCAAGCUAAUAUGGUUCCUAGGUUAUGCUACAUGGUGAGGAUACCGGUUUGAUCAUGCAAGACGAGAACAAUCCGCAUAGUUUAUACAAGAUGGAUUUGGAAUAUGGAAAGGUGGUUGACGAAUGGAAGGUCCAUGAGGACAUCCCUAUCGACAUCUUUGCUCCUGAGAGUGUAUGUCCUCCCAGAUACCCAAUACUCUAUUGACAAGCUCAAGAUCCGCUGCUAACCAAAACUAUCAGAAAUUUGCUCAAAUGACCAAUGAGCAAACAUUCCUAGGAUUAUCCCACAAUGCCCUUUACCGUGUGGACCCUCGUUUGAGCGGUAAUAAACUUGUUGACUCUGAGCUCAAACAAUAUGUCUCAAAGAAUGACUUUUCCGCUGCGGCAACCACUGAGAAGGGAUAUAUCGCAGUUGCAUCGAGCAAGGGUGAUAUCCGUAUGUUCGAUCGUUUGGGAAUCAACGCGAAAACACAUAUCCCCGCUCUAGGCGAAGCAAUCUUUGGCCUUGACGUUUCCGCCGAUGGCAGAUGGGUUCUCGCAACUUGUAGAACCUACAUUCUACUCAUUGACGCCCUCCAACAGGAAGGCAAGAAUGAAGGAAAGCUCGGCUUCGAGAAGGCUUUCCCCAAGGAUGCAAAGCCUCGUCCUCGGCGCCUCUGUCUCAACCCCUCUCAUGUCGCGCAGAUGCAAGCGGAGACUAGGAAGCCCCUCUCUUUCACUGCUGCCAAGUUUAACACCGGCCUCGACGCUGACGAGACCGCCAUCAUUACUAGCACUGGCCCUUUCAUGGUCACGUGGAAUCUAAAGAGAGUCGUCGCCGGGAAGAGAGAUCCAUACACCCUCAAGAGGUACGCUGAAGAAGUCAAGGCUGAUAACUUUCGUUUUGGCAGCGACAAGAAUGUGAUUGUCGCACUCCCCAACGAAGUCAACAUGGUUGGGCGCCAAUCGUUUAAGAAGCCAACUAGAGAGAGUAUUUCCACUCCGGUUCGACAGUUGAGGAGUCGCGAUAUCAUCGUCAAUAGCCCUUACUAG
This is a messenger RNA of Tuber aestivum (summer truffle), 2807 nucleotides long. NCBI's taxonomy places the organism in Eukaryota, Fungi, Ascomycota, Pezizomycetes, Pezizales, Tuberaceae. The record is from the annotation of a GenBank genome assembly.